Molecule: messenger RNA, 4775 nt
Organism: Orcinus orca (killer whale)
Lineage: Eukaryota; Metazoa; Chordata; Mammalia; Artiodactyla; Delphinidae
Gene: PCMTD1
Product: protein-L-isoaspartate (D-aspartate) O-methyltransferase domain containing 1
Exons: 2
Coding region: 3-965 (320 amino acids)
Biological process (GO): protein modification process
Cellular component (GO): cytoplasm
Molecular function (GO): protein-L-isoaspartate (D-aspartate) O-methyltransferase activity
Source: RefSeq, a predicted model, not a curated record
ACAUGGUCCGCACGUCUGCAAGGCCGGCAGCCGCGGGCAGACCCCUCCCGCCAGGCAGCCCUCGGCCUCGCCUCCUCUCCCGGCGCCGCCCGAGGGGCUGGAAGCCGCCUGCCGUGGCGGACAGACAAGCGCCCACACGCCGCCGGGAACCGCUGAGCAGCACCAGCUCACUCGCCGGCCCAAGCUCCGGAAACAGCCGCCCCACGCGGGGAGGCGGGGGGGGAGGGCGGUGGCGUCGGCGGCGGCUACGCGGCGGCUGCUCUCGCGGGAUCUCUCUCUGCCUCCAUGUUUUCGGGCUCCGUAGAGAUCUCGCGUGGUUUGGGCUAGGGGCGGGGCGAGUCGAGGGGCGGAGUCGGAUGGGGCGUCCCCGGGCCUUGUUGAUUUCAGCGUCCUCGCGGCGGCCCUCGCGCCCGCCGCCGUCCGCGCAUGCCCGGUCCCCGCCGGCUCGGAGGCCGCGGCGCUCGGGCUUCCCCAACCAGCGCCCGGGCUCCGCCCCUCCCCCCGGCGGCGGCGGCGGCGGACGUGUUGUUUUGGCGGCGGCGCCGGCUGCCGCGGAGCCCGCCGAGUCCCAGCGCCUCACCUGCGCCCGCUGCGGCGGGCCCACCGACCGCCUCGCCACAGGUCACCUCCCCAGGCAGAGGAUUCCCAGGUUUCCAGCACCAGGUCUGUCUGCUGAGCUCUGGACACUCCGCAUCCUCCAAGCUGGCCAACAAGCUGGAUACUUGAUUAUGCGGUGCUUACUGCACGCCUCUUCUUCAGUGUGCACGAGAUUCCCAAGUUCAGCCUGUCUCCAGCUCAAGUUGCCCUUCCUUACCCUCGCCCACACAAGACAGAGCAGCUCAAGUGGCUUAUACCUCCUGUGUUUGCAUUUUGGUGAAAGGUACUUUUUCCUACAAAAAUUACUCAAGGCAGGGCCUGAACAGCAGUCUCUCUUCUCCGUCCUUAACUUUUAUCUUGCGGGAUAGGCAGUCUGUUCACAGGGUUAGAAACCUGAAAGAACCGCCAGGCCCCUCACCUGUCUCCUCGCUUUGUCUCAUCUUCCCACCUGAAGAGCAGUCAGCGCAUGGAGCCCUGGGGACACCUCCGCUUCGGCACAGACUCGCAGGAUGCUUAGAGGGUGGCAGUUGACUUGAAAGCAGAAGACCUUUCCUAGGUACAUAAAGGAAAGUCUGUAUUGCAUUUUAGAAGAUUUCUAGCAAACAGCUAAAAUUAGUAAGAAAUUUAUUUUCAAUGACAUAUACUUUUCUGUAAGAUUUACUUCUGUACAAUGCCUCAUUCUGUGAUAAAAUAGAUUUGACACAUGAAGACGUGACAAAUACACAUUUUUAUGCUUUGUAUAUAUAUCACUUGCCUCAGUCUUCCUUGUGAACCUUUUAAAUUUGGGAUGGUAGCUAAGUUUAUGUACUUUAUCAUUCUCCCAAAGAGUAUUUAUUAUACGUGCCAUUGAGCCCGCUGCUGAGGAUACAGCAGUGCAGAAGACACAUCCCACACCCUUGAAAUCGUGCACGUCGCUUCUGAACUAGCAAUAGAAGCGUUGGGUCAGAUUUAUUGGCUGUUCUUCAUUUAGUUCAGGAAUUUUUAUUGAGUAUUGAUGUGACUUGGUCACUGCACUGGCCCUGGAGUGUCUUCACAGGUGAAUAUGCAGUACAACAAAAGGGCUGAUGAAAUGGCUUCCGUGGAAAGUGAGUGCGUGAACAGAGUUGGAUCAAGACCUACAGCUGUUCACGUUACCUUGUAAACCAUGUCCUGUUCUGUCACAGUUGCGCACACUCCUCAGUUUACUGACUGCUUUGGCGUAGUGUCUGGUGUAGGCGUGUGAGAGAUGGUCGUAAACUACUCUGGCCACGUUAGACUUGGGUAUUAUCAGCCCACUGGGUGGAAAUACCUGAAGCAGCUGAUGGUGACAUGUGUUCUUGAUAUGUGGACAUUUUAGACAUAGUUUACUUAGGAUCUUGGGGCCAUGCUCCGUAACUGUUUAAACCGACACUUUCAGAUUUCGUGUAAACAUAUUUUUAAGAUUCACCUGUAGUAAAAGAAAACAGUACUUACAUCCAUAAGCUGAGAGAAGCCUGAGGGACUGGAACGUUCUGGUAAAUUCCAAGGCUUGCUUCACGCGGCCUUUCCCAAACCUAGAGAGCAGAGAACAAGUCUCCAGUCUUAGGUAUGUCCCACUAGCUAAAGAAUUUUAAGCUUAACAUGGCAAGAUUCAGGUAAAUGUUUGACAGUGUCUUUUGUUAAUAUGCUUUGGUAACGUGAUAUAAUAAGGCGGAGAACCAUAAGAAAAUAUUUGUAUCGUAAGUGGAAAUGCAUUCGAUGAGUUUCUCUUAUCUGGUUAUCGGUUACUUAAUCUUUUGCUGAUCUCAUUUUUUCUUCCCUUUUCUUCAUCUACCUUUGCACUAUUUUGUUUCUUGGCGUUAUACCCCAGGGUGUUCACGGAAAGAAAGAAUUAAACCUAUUCUUGUCUGCUUUUCACCUGUUACCAUCUCUGAAUUCUUCUAAAGUUACUUGUAAAUCUUCCCAAAGAUGCCUACUUUAUUCAACUAGAAUUAGUAAUAAAAUAUCAUUGUAACUUGUUUAAAGGUGUUUUUACAUAUACAGUUGGUCCUCUGUAUCCACGGGUUCUGCAUCUACGGAUUCAUCCACCGUGCAUCAAGAUAUUGGGGGGAAAAAGUCCAGCAAGUCCCUAAAAGCAGAACUUGAAUUUGUCACGUGCCGCAACUAUAUACAUAGCAUUUACGCUGUAUUUCCUACACGUAGCAUUUAUGUAUUGGGUAUUACAAGUAGUCAAGAUGAUCAGGGGAGGAUGUACAGAUGUGCAGGGUGCAUGCGGAUACUACCAUUUAUAUGAGGGACUUGAGUUGCACAGAUUUUGGUAUUUGCAGGGGGUGGUCCUGGAACCAACGGCCCCCCCCCCCCCCCCCGCCCCAAUACUGAAGGGUGACUUAAUUCUCACUGAGAAACUUUAUGCUAAUUUCAUGGAAACCGAAUAACUGAUUCACCUACUCCCUCUUGUGGUAAAUAUUUAGUUUUAUCCCGAUGCUUUUAUUUGUAGUUAUUAACUCUUGAUUAUCAUUUUAGCAACGAGAGCACAGAUUUGAAUAGUCCAAAGAGAUUUAAAAAAUCAUUUAGAUGGGCAUGGCAAUAAUUAGGAGGGUGUAGCUAGGGUGCUCAACCCAAGCUGCCUUGUUAGGGUCACCUGCAGAGCCUGGGCCUCACCCUGAGAGAUUCCCUCCCCCUGUUUACAGUUUAAAUCAAAUUAAAUUUAAUCGACUUUGAAAUUUGAUUUUAAAAUUCACAGGUUAUUCUAACAUGCAGUCAGGGUAGAGAACCACCUAUAAGCUGCAGUUUUGCUUCUACAGUUAACCAGUUCUGUAUUCAAGGGGAGAGCAUGUUAUAAUUUCUAAUGAUUUGUACCCAUCUUGUACUUUAUGGUGUGUGAAAGACUUUUACAUAAUUUACAUGAUUUUCCCACAGACCCAUUCCAUACAGUAGGAAAGACCUCACAUGGUAAGUGACUGGUCUGAUGAUCCAGCUGUAGCAGGAGCCAGGAUUGGAAACGAAGGCACUGGCCUUAAUCCACCCGGUUUCUCAGCACCCUGCAGUGCUUCGGUCUCACACGGACUGCGACUUGUUCAUCUUCAGAGCUCCUCUGGUUACGUGCUGUGCACUGUGAGGUGCUUUUUGCUUGUGGCUGUUCCACGGAUUAGCUCUCCGCACAGCACGGAGGACACCGGGCAUCCCGGGCGCUGUGCAGCUCUCAGGUGCCCGGGCCUGCACACCACGCUCAGUGCUUCAGAGGGGGUGUGGGGUGCUGGGCGUCACACAGGGCCAGCAGCCAUGUAGGUAAGAAGUGGAGGUGUUGAUAGACACUUGAUACUUAGACCUAAUAAUCAGCGACCUUUAUGUAUAAGCUCUCAUUAUCGACUAACUGGAAGAUGAUAAAUAAGCUGGUUUAGGUCCAAAUACUACAAAAGAAAAACAGUCUUUAGAUUUUUUUGUUAUAUAGGAAUUUUGUUAUAUUAUUGCUCUUAAUAAAUGGACUUUUGCCAGCCUUAAAAAUAAUUUCUAAUAUAGGAUACCUAUGUUUUUCUAAUACCUGUAUUUGUCUUAAUAAACUUUGACUUCUGUGUAAGUUUCUGUUUUCUCUUUAGUAUUUAGCAAUUAAAGAUAGUGGUCAACUGUCAGUACUUUGAUUUUUUAAGAAUUUAUAUGACAAAAGUUAAGCUUUUAUUAUUUCAUAGAAAAAUCUCUUCACAUUGGCACAUACAAAAUAACACUGGCAUGUAUUCAGCACAGUCAGAUUAACAUUUCAUCUGUUAGAUGGUGAUAGGGAGUCUUAAGCUCUCAUCUUUUGGAUGCCAUUUCAGUUUUCUCCAGCAACAGUUUAUACCUUUCUAUUAGAGUUAUUGUACAUUACUUAUUUAUUUGAAAAUCUUGUACUUUUUUUUUUAAAUCUCUUUGACUAAGCUCAUUAUUUUUUGAUCGAAAAAGUUAUACAUGCAUGUGUUAAGACACACUUCAGACAAUAGAGUGUAAUGGUGAGAAUGCCUCCUUCCCACCCCAGGCGUCUUAGUCCCCUUCCCUAGAAGCAGCUGUGUAUGCUUUUUUAGUUUUCUGUGUUUUAUUCUUCCGUUCUAUUUAAUACAGGUGUCAAAUGAGUUGUAAUAAAGAGCAUCGCGCUGCAAUUUUAUCGUAUGCUUGAUGUGUUCUAGUUGUAUAUCACGUUCUAAAUAAAUGAGAUACUGGUGACAUUGCCAUUUAAGUUCUGCCUUCUA